Molecule: messenger RNA, 1506 nt
Organism: Phyllostomus hastatus (greater spear-nosed bat)
Lineage: Eukaryota; Metazoa; Chordata; Mammalia; Chiroptera; Phyllostomidae
Gene: GPN3
Product: GPN-loop GTPase 3
Exons: 8
Coding region: 86-940 (284 amino acids)
Molecular function (GO): GTPase activity
Source: RefSeq, a predicted model, not a curated record
CGGGGCGUUGCGCGAAGGCUGGAGGGAGCGUGGCCGUCUGGCUCGCACUAGUGGUUCUGCGGCGGGAGGCCCCGGGGGCGCAGACAUGCCUCGGUAUGCGCAGCUGGUCAUGGGCCCGGCAGGCAGCGGGAAGAGCACCUACUGUGCCACCAUGGUCCAGCACUGUGAAGCCCUCAACCGGUCCGUUCAAGUCGUGAACCUUGAUCCCGCAGCAGAACACUUCAACUACUCCGUAAUGGCCGACAUCCGGGAACUGAUCGAAGUGGAUGACGUCAUGGAGGACGAUUCUCUGCGGUUCGGUCCCAAUGGAGGAUUGGUAUUUUGCAUGGAGUACUUUGCCAAUAAUUUUGACUGGCUAGAGAGCUGCCUCGGCCACGUAGAGGACGACUACAUCCUUUUUGACUGUCCAGGUCAGAUUGAGUUGUAUACGCACCUGCCCGUGAUGAAGCAGCUGGUCCAGCAGCUGGAACAGUGGGAGUUCCGAGUCUGCGGAGUCUUCCUGGUCGAUUCCCAGUUCAUGGUGGAGUCGUUCAAGUUCAUUUCUGGCAUCUUGGCAGCUCUGAGUGCUAUGAUCUCUCUAGAAAUCCCACAAGUUAACAUCAUGACGAAAAUGGACCUGCUGAGUAAGAAGGCUAAGAAGGAAAUUGAGAAGUUUCUAGAUCCAGACAUGUAUUCUUUAUUAGAGGACUCUACAAGUGACUUAAGAAGCAAAAAAUUCAAAAAAUUGACUAAAGCUAUAUGUGGACUGAUUGACGACUACAGCAUGGUUCGGUUCCUGCCGUACGAUCAGUCGGACGAAGAGAGCAUGAACAUUGUGCUACAGCAUAUCGAUUUUGCCAUUCAGUAUGGAGAAGACUUGGAAUUUAAAGAACCGAAGGAACAUGAAGAUGAGUCGUCUUCCAUGUUUGAUGAAUAUUUUCAAGAGCACCAGAAAGAAUAAAGAGUUUAUUUAAAAAGUAACUAUAUAUGUGAAGAGAGUUUGUGGCUGAACCAGCAAAACAUUUUUCUCAAAGGACGUAAUACUAGAAAGCUGCUUAUUUUCAUGAAAAAAGUAAUACGUGGCUCUUUAUCCACAGCACAGCUGAAUCAAGUUCAUAGUUAUUCUGAAACUGCUGCUGUUUAAAGUGGAAUCCUUUAGUGUUAUAUUUUUACAGCAUCAAUUUAGAUUUUAAAAGUUGAAAUUGAAAUGAAUGCACAUCGAUUUGUAUAUAAUGUAAAUUAGCGCCUGUGGUAGUUAGGACCAGGCUACCUUUAUUUUUUUCUGUUUGGCUUUUGUUAUAUUUCAAAGGUUUUUUUUUUCCCAUGGGCAGGAAUUAUUGUAACAAAAUAUACAUGUGUGUGUCCAUAGGUAAAACUCUGUAAGGGUAUAAAUAAGACCAUUAUUUAUUUGUCUUUCAAUUUUCCCAUGUUGAAAAUGUAUUGUUUGUAUAAUUAAAAAAUGAAACAUUACUAUGUUUUAAGAUAUAUGUAUAUAAGUAAAAUAAACAACACUGACUUCUUAUUACA